UCUACUUGGGGUGACGUCCCCACUGCUGGUUGUGUCACCAUCACGGCCACACACCAUCAUGGACCAGUUGUUGAGGGUGAUGCUGGUCACCCUCACCCUGCCGCUCCUCUCAACACCAACUACCACUGCUACUGCUGCUGGACACAACAAUACACCAACAGUCACAGGUACAACUCAGGAAGAACAUCAUCAUAUAGGUGUUAAGUUGCCUCGUCCACCCCGUGAUGAUGAUGGCUCUCUGGCGCCUCUGUGUCAACACCUGCCCUGUGAAACUCUACAGGCUGCCGGGAGACUCCGCAUCCCUGCCAUAGUGAGCUUAAUGAUCUUACACAAGGACUUCACAGGUGAGUCCUGGGCUCCGAGACUCGUGUUCCUCGACGAAGACAACAAUGAGUGUGGGUGUGUGGACGUGAGUCUAAGUAAGGAUAUAUUAGUCCAGGUAAAAUACAUCUGUCGUGGAGCACCAGCUGACUCGGCUCUUCUACCACUGGCGAUGUACACAACAGAAGGAUGGAUACAUAUUAAACUGGUGAAAAACGACGAAGGACUAAACAUUACUUUACUCAAGCCAGACGGCAGGACGCCCCUAAAAAUAAUGUCCUUACUUGGUGUUUUGUCUGAUUAUGUACGAGUAAACAAUGUACCACAGUUUGGUUACUCCAAGUUGGUUCACUACAACCAAAACACAACUGCCUCCAGCCCUGACACAGCUGCCUCCAGCCAAGACACAGCCACUACAUCAUCUGCCUCACCUACCACAGCCACGUCAGGAAACACAACUAAAACUGACACAAUCACCCAACUGGUGCUCACUAUAACAGGCUCAUUAUCAGCCGCUUCAUGUUUUUUGGCCAUUAUAUUCAUCAUCAAAAAUCUCUGGUUCUCGUCCGCUGAGGUGAACCCGACCAUCACACACGAAGUACCGGCACUCACUCCUCGGUGUCCAGGACAAAAUUCAGAUGUAAUGAUCAUUUUGUCCCCCCAAGUGUCACAGACUGCCGGUCAGCGAACCGCUAACUUAGGUCAUAGUUAUGGGCAUGGCACUACAGGGCAAGCUGCUGCUGGUUACAGCGGUGAAGCACAAAACGCCUCAAGCCACACUGCUGAGGGUCUUGCAGCAAGUCUUCACAGCUACGCCAGUGACAACAGUCUUUACGCCGCCGUCAAGACUACAUAAGACGGCUGCUGAUUGUUUCACUGCGAGUCGUACAUAAAUUAUUGACCAUUGUUCAUCAUUAUCCCAGCCUGGGAGAGUGUUGGUGUGUGGCCAGCGGACAACCUCACGAGAGAGACACCAGCUACAUGAACAGAACACAUGAAGAACGCUAACCACAUCAGCAGGACAUAUGAAGGACACCAACCUUAAGAGACGAACACAUGAAGAACACCAGCCACAAGAACAGGACCCAUGAACACCAACCACAAAAGGAGAGCACAUGAACACCAGCCACAAGAACACAUGAAGAACACCAGUUACAAGAAGAGGAGAAAUGAACAACCUCAAAAAGAGAGCACAUGAACACCAGCCACAAGAACAGGACACAUGAAGAACGUCAAUCACAUGAACAGGACACAUGAAGAACACGAGAACAUUAGCCUGGAGAUAUAGGGCCAUACUGAAACUAUCUGCAGUGUAAAUUGUUCUUUAGUUUUAUUCAUCAGCGGUUAUCUAGAACACACGCUUACAAUAAUUCCACAUUACAGAACUUUAUAAAUUCAUUGUACACUAUUUCUUAUUUCUGUUCAGUUUUCAGUAAAUAUUGAACAACAAUGACACAACAAAUUACUUUUCCAAAUCAUUUUUUUUUCAAUUUAAUAAAGACGUCUACAUCACUACUACUGUAAUACUU
Homarus americanus (American lobster) is the source of this 1850-nucleotide messenger RNA. RefSeq lists its product as uncharacterized. The record is from RefSeq and is a predicted model, not a curated record. NCBI's taxonomy places the organism in Eukaryota, Metazoa, Arthropoda, Malacostraca, Decapoda, Nephropidae. The coding region runs from base 59 to 1177 and encodes 372 amino acids. The transcript has 2 exons.